UAGCUAGCCGCCCUGCACCUGCAAUCCGUUCCUCAUCACAUACAUCCCUCUCCUGCUCGAUCGAUCUCACUCCGAAUCCGAAGCAUAGUGACCCGACCCUGGGCGACCGGCCGGCCAACAACCGACGCCGGGAUGAUGAUGGUUGGAUAGCGGCGGCGGCGGCGGCGGCGUGCAUGUAUACAUGCAUGGCUUGAAAAGAAGCGCGCCGGUCUCCUCGCGUCUCACCACCGGCGGCAGCAGCAGGUUCCGGCUGGCCAGAGGACAAGCCGAGAGGACCGAGGGGGCCGGAUGGACAACCAGCGCCAUCUUUCCUCGAAGCGGCGCGGCGCACGAGACCGCCCGUUAAUGCCGUCAUCGCUGACAUCACCGCCAGGCGGGAGGACGACGACGGCUCAUCACCUCGUCCCCGGCCGGCGCAAGUACCACGACGACCCAAGCACGCCGAGGGGCUUCUGCGCCAAGUACUUCUCCGUGGAGUCGUGCCUCCUGCUCGCCCUCAUCACCGUGCUGCUGCUGGUGCUCCCGCUCGUCCUGCCACCGCUCCCGCCGCCGCCGCUGGCGGUGCUGCUCGUGCCGGUGGCGCUGCUGGGGGUGCUGCUGGCGCUGGCGCUCAUGCCGGCGGCCGGAGCCCGGAACGAGGUCGUGGACCCGGCGUCCUACUUAUGAUCUCUUAGAUUGAUGUGAAUUAAUUACAGGGGACAGAGGGUUUUGAUUCGAGCGUAAGUUGGAUCAUUUUCAAGCGCAUAUAGAGGAUGUUCUUUUGUUUGUUUUCUCUUCGUUAGAUGUUUGUAUAUAGUCUCCCUCUAUGUUUGUUUAAUAUUUUGUUUUAUUUUUGACUUGACAUCUUACCUUUUAAAAUGUAAUUAUUAUUAGUACGUUGAAUGGAAUAGAGACUGGCUUCCUG
Messenger RNA from Panicum virgatum (switchgrass), 904 nucleotides. Its product is annotated as ARGOS-like protein. The transcript has 2 exons. NCBI's taxonomy places the organism in Eukaryota, Viridiplantae, Streptophyta, Magnoliopsida, Poales, Poaceae. The coding region runs from base 289 to 666 and encodes 125 amino acids. Gene Ontology annotation, biological process: positive regulation of organ growth. The record is from RefSeq and is a predicted model, not a curated record.